AUGUCACGGUGUGAAGUAGAUGAAGAAGCUGCUAUUUCAAAAGUUAUUUCGAGUGUUAAUAUCUCAAGAUCCGUGGCGAUCAAAGUGUUGAAAGAGGAAAAAUGGGAUGUAGAAGCUGCUAUUAGUAGAUGUGCAGAUAUUUGUAAUAGCGACGACUCCUCCAUUUCUCCAUCCACAUCACAAGUUAAAUUAAAUAAGGAUGAUGAAGACCAUGAAGGUUCGAAGCUGGAAUGCAGGUGCGAAAGAGUUUUAGAAACACCAUUGUGCGCGUUCAUUUUACCAGAUUUUACUGAACUGGAAAAUGACUUCAGAGCAUUUUUGGAGAAGGAUUUAAUAGAAACAGCUACUCUGAAACGUUUGGAAAACUCAGGACAUUUGAACUGGUGGCGCUGGAAUGGCAGUGGCCAAAGAUUAUGGCCGCUAAGUACUACAGGAGAUGGAAAUUGUUUGUUGCAUGCUGCUUCAUUGGGCAUGUAUGGGAAACAUGAUCGACAGCUUGUUCUUAGGAAAUGUCUUUAUGAAAUGUUAACUAGUGGGAGCCGAAAACAAAUGUUGUGGCGUCGCUGGCGAUGGGCUGAGAGCAAAUCUAAUUUACAAAGUGGUUUUUUGUUGACAGAUGAACAAUGGCGUGAAGAGUGGGAUAAUGUUUUGAAAAUGGCAGAUUCUACUCCACGAACAAGCGGAAGAAAGUACGUGGUCUCAGAUACUAUACUGCGUGAUGCAGCAGGUGAAGAGCUAUCUCCUGUAUCCUUUGGAGGCAUCUAUUUGCCUUUAGAGUGUCCUUCUUCGCAGUGUUGUCGGACACCAUUGGUUUUGUGCUAUGAUUCUUCACAUUUUUCUGCUCUGGUUACUAUGCGUCACACAUCUGCUAGCCCUUUACAGCGUAAUAAAUUCAUGAGUUAUUAUGUUGUUGAUUUUUAUCGGUUUUUAUUAUAUAAUCUUCCACCGCUUGUUUCUGUUGCAGCAAUAAUUCCUAUAACCGAUAAGAAUAGAAACCUUUUGCCGUUGCAUUUUGCUGUUGAUCCUGGGUCGGAUUUUACUUGGUUAGACAAAGAAAUCGCCAGCCGGAUCGAGUUGUCAGAAGAGGAUCAACUGUCUUUGAUUUGUGAAUAUAUGGAUAUAGUGAAAAUAGAUGUACGACGUAGCUCAAUUAGGAAAUCUUUAAAUAGGGAAAGUGAGUAUAGUAGAAACGAUGAGUUUAGCAAGUCUGCAACACUUGCUUGCAUGGGAUGCAGCGAAAAUAAAAGUCGUUCUAUAAGCAUUUUUGUCCUUGAAGUUGCUCUUCUAGUGAGGAAGAGUCUAAAAUUCCGCUCGAGAAAAAAGGACCACAAGAAAUCUGCUGGAGACGUUUCUGUGGCAGAUCUGAGGUCUAACAACACAGUCGUAGCUGCUAGACUAUGUUCUGAUGCUCACGAGUAUAUGGAUUAUAUGGUUAAGAAUUAUCUUCGUUCUGCCAGAAAGCGAUUUGAAGAGUCGAAAAACGUAUGA
Molecule: messenger RNA, 1488 nt
Organism: Enterobius vermicularis (human pinworm)
Lineage: Eukaryota; Metazoa; Nematoda; Chromadorea; Rhabditida; Oxyuridae
Source: the annotation of a GenBank genome assembly